This is a messenger RNA of Bolinopsis microptera, 849 nucleotides long. RefSeq names its product protein FAM133-like. NCBI's taxonomy places the organism in Eukaryota, Metazoa, Ctenophora, Tentaculata, Lobata, Bolinopsidae. The record is from RefSeq and is a predicted model, not a curated record. The transcript has a single exon. Bases 1 to 849 code for a protein of 282 amino acids.
AUGAAGAACAAGAAGUUGACUGAGAAGGCUGUAAAUGAGUUGAAUCAGUACGGGUCACAAGGACACCGUGUUGUACCUGAUCCCAUUGAUUUGAACGCUAUACAUCCUUGGUUGAGUGGCGUCCGUCCCAUGGAUUCUAGGAUGAGACAAGAGGUGGAAUAUUUAGUUGAGACAUACGACAAGGAAUAUGAAAAACUUGAAAAAUCAUCCGUUCUUCCAACAAAACAGGAUGACGACGACCUUGCGAGCAUAGCCCCGUCAGUUGCUUCAAACACCUCGAGGAGAAGUGCUUAUCAUUCGGAUCGGUUAGAUUUUGCAACCCGGAUAAGAUUUGCCAAAGAGGCGGCAAUGAAAGAGAAUCUUGCCAAGAUGAAAAAACACAGACCUUCAAAAAGUCGGAAGGGAAAAUCGGAUCGGGCCGUGAAUAAAAACCUAGCUGUUGCGGUCUACAGCAUGCCUUUACAGCCUCCUGAAUAUAGGAGAUAUAACAAGCGGGAGGGAUUUGUCGCUCUAGAGGAAAAAUUUAGACGUUCCUCUUCUUCUUCUUCAAGCUCCAGCAGUUCUAGUUCAUCUGGUUCAAGUAAGAAGAAAAAGAAGAAAUCAAAAAAGAAGAAAAGCAAAAAACACAAAUCUAGAAAACGUAAAAGUAGUUCAAGCAGUUCAAGCAGUAGCGAUAAAUCCAGCAAAAAGAAAAAUCGAAGACAUAAGGAGAAAGAAGUUGAAAUAGAAAAAGAAAACAAAAAAGAUAGUGAAGAGAAAGAUCAACAUUUGAAGGGAGGAAUGGAGGAGAAUCAGGAGAACACGAUCGAGGAGAACAAGAUUGAGGAUAACCAGUUUAAGGAGGACUAG